CUGAGCGUCAACGGUUGGUGCGAGAGUCGGAGACUUUCCUGAGGGACGACCCGGAAGUGGUUCCUAAAGUAGCCGGCCGCGUGGAAUCGCCUGUGGGGGACUGGGUUGCCGCGACUGCGGCGAUGACCAAAAUAAAGGCUGAUCCGGACGGGCCGGAGGCUCAGGCGGAAGCGUGCUGCGGAGAGCGCACUUACCACGAGCUGCUGGUCAACCUGAACCCCAUCGCGCAGCCCCUGGCUUCUCGCCGCCUCACGCGGAAGCUCUACAAAUGCAUCAAGAAAGCCGUGAAGCAGAAGCAGAUUCGGCGCGGGGUGAAGGAGGUUCAGAAGUUUGUCAACAAAGGCGAGAAAGGGAUCAUGGUUUUGGCGGGAGACACACUGCCCAUUGAGGUGUACUGCCAUCUCCCAGUUAUGUGUGAGGACCGGAACCUGCCCUAUGUCUACAUCCCCUCUAAGACGGACUUGGGUGCAGCAGCGGGCUCCAAGCGCCCCACCUGCGUGAUAAUGGUCAAGCCCCAUGAGGAAUAUCAGGAGGCCUAUGACGAGUGCCUGGAGGAGGUGCGGGCCCUGCCCCCGCCCCUGUGAAGGAAUGGGCAGCACUUGGCACCUGCUCUGGAAACUGUUGGACUGGCAGGGGGCGGCUGGCUGCCUUCCUGCUGUCCACACUCAUAGCAUCUCUCUGUUCCCACGUCUUCUUCCCAGACAACUUCAACAGCUAUUUCAUGAAAGUAAAGCCAAUGCCUUCUCCGUCAGUGCUGUUUCCUGUUGAGCCUACAUGAAGACAGUUCCAAAAAUGUGGAGUGGGGGAAGUAAAUGCUAAGACUAAAAUGUGAGACUGUGGGUGUUUUCUUAAGCAGCAGCUGCUGAUGGGGCCAAGGAGUUGGCAGGCAGGAAAGAGUGGAAACAGCUUUUCCCACCAGAGAACCCAAAGGACUUUAAGAGUGUUCAGUGCUAAUUCCUGGCUGCCCAGGGCCAUGUUCUUAGGCUCAAGCUGAGAACCGAUUCUGCAGCUCACUCCAGAGCUUUCAGUUCCCACUUACAGGGUGGGUGGGAGCUGCAAGAAAAGGCAGCAGGGCCCAGAUCCCAUGUCAUGGAAGCCUGCAGCUCCUAUGUCAGGGACACCUCCAUUCCCAAAGAGGAAUGUCUCCUUCCCCCAGGAACUUCAAAUACCACUGUGAAGCUUAUGGAAGCAAUUUACCCACCACAUGGUAAAUUUUAAAUAAUACAAAGCUAAAUAAACCCCAGGUCAUCUCU
Cynocephalus volans (Philippine flying lemur) is the source of this 1253-nucleotide messenger RNA. It is a transcript of the gene NHP2, whose product is annotated as NHP2 ribonucleoprotein. The transcript is spliced from 4 exons. The record is from RefSeq and is a predicted model, not a curated record. Gene Ontology annotation, molecular function: box H/ACA snoRNA binding. Lineage: Eukaryota; Metazoa; Chordata; Mammalia; Dermoptera; Cynocephalidae. Gene Ontology annotation, cellular component: cytosolic large ribosomal subunit; box H/ACA snoRNP complex; nucleolus. Gene Ontology annotation, biological process: maturation of LSU-rRNA; rRNA pseudouridine synthesis; snRNA pseudouridine synthesis. The coding region runs from base 123 to 584 and encodes 153 amino acids.